AUGUCAUUUUUAAGAGGAUCAGCAAAUUAUGUUUGGUGUACUACUAGUGUCCUUGGAAAAGGUGCAACUGGAGCGGUUUUUCAAGGAGUCAACAAAAAUAAUGGAGAACCUGUUGCAGUGAAAACAUUUAAUCAAAUUAGUCAUAUGAGACCUCAUGAUGUUCAAGUUAGAGAAUUUGAAGUACUAAAAAAAGUUAAACAUGAAAAUAUUGUCAAAUUGUUAGCUAUUGAAGAAGAGCAGGAAGGAAGAGGAAAAGUAAUUGUCAUGGAACUUUGUACUGGAGGAAGUUUGUUUAAUAUUUUAGAUGACCCAGAAAAUACUUAUGGAUUGCAAGAAGAAGAAUUUUUACUAGUUGUUGAACAUUUAUCAGCUGGCAUGAAACAUUUAAGAGAUAAUAAUUUAGUUCAUAGAGACCUAAAACCUGGUAAUAUAAUGAAAUUUAUUUCUGAUGAUGGAACUACUAUUUAUAAAUUAACCGAUUUUGGAGCUGCUAGAGAAUUAGAAGAAGAUCAACAAUUUAUGUCAUUGUAUGGCACAGAAGAAUAUUUACAUCCUGAUAUGUAUGAAAGGGCAGUUUUAAAAAAACCAGUAGGUAAAACUUUUGGAGCAACUGUUGAUUUGUGGUCAAUUGGGGUUACAUUAUAUCAUGUAGCAACUGGUAAUUUACCAUUUCGUCCCUACGGAGGAAGAAGAAAUAAGGAAACUAUGUAUUACAUAACUGCAAAAAAAGCAUCUGGGGUAAUUUCUGGCAUUCAAUCAACAGAAAGUGGGCCUAUUGAAUGGAGUAAGGAGCUUCCUAAUAAUUGUCAAUUAAGUGCAGGUAUAAAAAAAUUGGUUACUCCUUUGCUGGGUGGACUACUCGAAGUUGACCCUCAAAGGAUUUGGAAUUUUGAAAGAUUUUUUAAUGAAGUAACAAAUAUUUUAUCAAGAAAAUUAAUUCACAUAUUUCAUGUAAAUAAUCUUCAAAUGAUUAGAGUUUAUUUACAUCCAGAAGAAACAUAUGAUGAAUUACAAAAUUUAUUAACAGAGCAAACUGAUAUUACUCCACAAAAUCAAAUUUUAUUAUUGAAAGAAAAACCAUUGUUGUCAAUAGUUGAAGAAACAACUUUAGGCAAAGGAUAUCCAAAGUUUGAUGAAAUGGAACCAAUUAUGCUGUUUAGUAAAGAAAAUAAUAAUGUUAAUGUAAUUUUAGAAAAUGAUGGCCCUAAAUUUCCAUCAUUUCAAAAUACCAUAUCUGUUGAAAGUGAUGCUAGUUUGGGUAAAGUUGCCUGCAGUGUUGGUCAUGUAUGUAAAAGAAAAAUAGAAAAAAUUUCUAAAGCUAGUAAAUUCUGUCAUAAUUGUGUGCAAUCAUUCACUACAGCCAUUUCCAAUGAUUUAGAUAGGGUUGUAGCUAAAAGUGAAAAAUUGAAAGAAAUGACAAAAUAUGUUGAAAGAACUGUGUUUAGUACUGUACAAGCUGAUAAAGCUACUAAAGCUCUCACUGAUUUUAUGUCCAUCAAGUAUAGUGAUUCAAAUGAUAAUUUUAAGGGUAAUGAAUUAUCAAAUGAAUUUUCAGUUUUAAGUCGAGAACUAUUAAGUGAGCUGGGUCCAGCGAUACAGCAACUGCAUCAAAGGUACGGAGUAGAAAAAACGUUAAAACAAGAAUGGGUAAAACUAGUCAAAACUCUCAAUUGUCCUAUGGAAACAAGGGCUCCUGCCCGAGCUAGAACGUUAGUAGAAAGACUAAGAGAUUCUUGGCAACAUUUGCUACGUGAUAGAGCGUCGAGAAGUUUAACGUACAACGAUGAGCAAUUUCAUGUUUUAGAAAGGAUUAAAGUCGGAGAAACUGGAAAAAGACUCAAAAAUCUGCUAGAAUUAGAGUGUCAGCCUGAAAUUACACAAUUGGCCGAUGCAUUAGCGGAUUGGUAUAAAGUUGCUCAAACGGUUUACUUGCAAGCCAGGAUUUUAGAUAAAGACGUGGAUGCUUACGAAAAAUGUCUUGAAGAUUUUGCCACAAAACAUUCUUACUACCAUAAAAAUUCUUUGUUUAAAUUACAAGAAACAAUCGAAAAAUUAAAAAAUGAGAUUCUCGAUUUAAAAGGUAAAAAAAAACCGGCGAAAAACGAAACGGAAUAUUUUCAAUCGUUUAUGAAUAGCCUGAGUGAUAUGAUUGCAAUACAAAAUGAAAUUAGCUUAUAUUUAAAAGAUAAUUCUUCACUAGUGUACGAAUUUCAACAAUUACUAAGAAAUUUACCGUUAAAUAACGAUCAAACUGAUAAAUAA
Messenger RNA from Pediculus humanus corporis (human body louse), 2262 nucleotides. RefSeq names its product serine/threonine-protein kinase TBK1, putative. Gene Ontology annotation, biological process: peptidyl-serine phosphorylation. Gene Ontology annotation, cellular component: cytoplasm. The coding region runs from base 1 to 2262 and encodes 753 amino acids. Lineage: Eukaryota; Metazoa; Arthropoda; Insecta; Psocodea; Pediculidae. The transcript has a single exon. Gene Ontology annotation, molecular function: ATP binding; protein serine/threonine kinase activity. The record is from RefSeq and is a predicted model, not a curated record.